Racocetra fulgida is the source of this 606-nucleotide messenger RNA. The record is from the annotation of a GenBank genome assembly. Lineage: Eukaryota; Fungi; Glomeromycota; Glomeromycetes; Diversisporales; Gigasporaceae.
AUGAUCGCUCAUAUACCAAUACGUAAUGAUAUUUUAACUGCUGGCAAAUUAUCACAUAAUCAUGGUUCAGGAGUAGUUGGUGCUGCAACAGACGAAUUAGACGAAGAUUCACUUGACGUGCUAGAUAUACUGUUGCUACUAGUAGAAGAAUCUAAACUAGACAAAUAUAAUGAUGAUCUACGAGAACUUGAGGAUAGCCCAUUUGUUGAUCUCGGCGUUCUGGGCGUUGGGCUUGAUAAUGAUGAUACUGAAUCAUUUUUUGCCGAGUAUAAACUACUACGUUUUGAUGUUAUUGAAUCACUUGACUUUGCAGAGUAUAAACUACCGCGUUUUGAUGUUAUCGAGUCACUUGAAUUUGCUGAAUAUAAACUAUUGCGUUUUGUUGUUAUUGAGUCACUUGAAUUUGCUGAAUAUAAACUAUUGCGUUUUGAUGUUAUUGAAUCACUUGAAUUUGCCGAGUAUAAACUAUUACGGUUUGAUCUCACGGGUGAUCCUGCACGUGAUGGUGCACGUGAUGGUGCCCGCGAUGGGGCUCGUGACCUUGAAGGACUAAGUGCCCGGGAAUUUCUUCGAGAGUUACCAACUGGAGAUACUGCUCUACUCUGA